GAUGAGACAAUGGGGUGCGGUAACUAUGACCUGGACUACGAGGGGUACAGGGAAGAUGUCCCCUACAGGGUGUAUGAAUACCGCAGGAUCCCUCCACUCCUCAACCGUGUGCCUGUCAAGAUCCGGAGGACCCAUGUGGGCGUCGGAGUGAAGAGCAGCUUCAGUCCUCACAAGGCCCCCAGGAAUAGCCAACUGCCCCCAGGGCAGAUAAAACUGCGGACUAAGGAGCUGCACUCCAUUAGAGGGGAGCUGAGCCAGAUCAAAGCCCAGGUGGACUGCCUAUUGGAGAGUCUGGAGCGCAUGCACCAGCAGAGGGAGCAGCAUCCAGGGACAGAGGACAGUGAAGACAACAGGGGCCCUGAUAGUAAGGGUUCCUCAUGCAGACCUACUGAGCCCCAGCAGGAGCCCAGGGGCCAGAGCGCCCAUCCAGAGGCAGAAAGCCCCAAGGAGAGCACAGACCCGGAGGAGGCAGUGAAAAAUCACGCAUCUGACCAGGAGGUCGGCCAGUAGAAGGUGGAAGCCCUCCGGGCUCAUUAGCUCUAGGCACCUUCCCAGGUGGCUCCAUUCCUUCCCUCGUGUGGUUUUUCAAAGGCCUCCCGAUCGCACCCACGCAACCAGAGUCUGGAGCGAGGGCAACGGGAAGUGGAGGCACAGCUCAUCCAGACCAGCCAGGAAGCCUCCCUAAGGGUAGCUUUAGCUUUGCAGGUUGUUUCCAGAUGAUAGUCUAGGGACUGGCAGGGACGGGAGGGAGGAGGCACAGAACUGUCCUCAUGAAGGUGAGGCCCAGUCUUGCAAGGAGCAGCUGGACAGCGUCCCCCUGGGAGCACCACUAGCCCUGUCUGACUGCGGGUACUGCUUUGGCUGCUCUUCUCCCCUCCCAAGGCCCCGCCAGUCCUGUCUGGGUGUGGAGCAUCCUAGAGCAGCUGGCCCAGACAGCUUUCUCCAGGCACAGUGGUGCAGAGGAAAUGUACUCCUGUUCCUAGUCGGCCUUCCAGUCUGAAACUGAGAUUUAAGGUCCUCAGCACGUGCCCCACAUAACCCCUUUUGGUUCCAGACUCCCUAUCUACCCUA
This is a messenger RNA of Equus quagga, 1071 nucleotides long. Its product is annotated as RNA-binding protein Raly-like. Gene Ontology annotation, molecular function: RNA binding. Lineage: Eukaryota; Metazoa; Chordata; Mammalia; Perissodactyla; Equidae. The record is from RefSeq and is a predicted model, not a curated record. The transcript has 6 exons. Gene Ontology annotation, cellular component: nucleus. Bases 10 to 510 code for a protein of 166 amino acids.